Molecule: messenger RNA, 900 nt
Organism: Dermatophagoides pteronyssinus (European house dust mite)
Lineage: Eukaryota; Metazoa; Arthropoda; Arachnida; Sarcoptiformes; Pyroglyphidae
Biological process (GO): regulation of transcription by RNA polymerase II
Cellular component (GO): nucleus
Molecular function (GO): DNA-binding transcription factor activity, RNA polymerase II-specific; RNA polymerase II cis-regulatory region sequence-specific DNA binding
Source: RefSeq, a predicted model, not a curated record
GAUGAUGGAUUCGAUAUGAAUUAUAAUGUUAAUUUUGAUGAUGAUAAUGAACAUAUCAAACAUUUAGAUGAUGAUGAUGAUGAUGAUGAUGAUGAUAAAUUAAUCAAAUCUAUUGAACAAUUUGGUGAUCCAAAUAUGGUACAUGAUUUAUCUGUAUCAAAAUCAUUAUCAACAUCACCAUCAAAUAAUAAUAAUCAUCAACAAAAAGAUGAUGAACCAUCAUCAUCAUCGCCAUUACCAAUGACAACAUUAUCAAAACAAGAAGAUGAUAAUAAUAAUGAUGAUGAUUUAAAACAGGAAACUAUAUCGACUCAAUCAACAGCAAAUGAUAAAAAAGAUUGUGAAGUAAUUUCAUCUUCAUCACAGAAACCAUUAAUGAAUAAUAAUGAAUCGACGAAUGAAAAACUUUCACCAUCAAGUACAACCAAUGAUGUACAACUUGAUUUUGAUGCUGAAAAUACUGAAGAAUCGGAUAUUAGUGAUGGUGAUGAUGAUGAUGAUGAUUGAUUGAUUGAUCAGAUUCUAUUCACAAAUCAAUAUGAAUAUUCGUUCAUUAACAUCGUUUAUCCCGUUCGGUCGAAAAUUUACAUUUCAUUUUUUAAAGCAAAAAAAAAUUCAACAAACGAAACAUAACAGACAAUAACAUUUACCAAAACAAACAAACCAUACAACCAUCUAUCUACCUGUGUAUAAAAUUUUCUUCUUCUUUUUCUUCUUCUUUUCAGUUAAUCAAUUUGUUUUUGGAUUUAAUUUAGCGAAAAGAAAAAAAAAACAAAAGUUUUCAAAUUUCUAAUUGUCAAACAUCAAACAUCAAACACUUUCAUCAUAAAACUUUUUUCAUCAUCACAUCUAUAUAUUCAUCUAAUCAAAGAUUAGGAUUCUUUUAUUUUAUUUCAACUU